UCUAUGGGCUUGCGGCACGCGGGGGCACCGAGCAGCCCCGCCGGCCGCCGCCGCCUCGCCCCGCGCCCCGCCGGGCAGCGCGGAGCCGCGGCCGCUGCACCCCCUAGGCGUGCCUGCCCCGGGGGGGGCGGCGGCCAGGCCAUAAGAAGCGGGAGCCCGCGCCGCGCCCCCGCCCCGCCACCCGCGCACCAUGCACUUGCCGGGACUCUGCUCUCUGGUUUGCGCUCUGCUGCUGGGAACCCGGCAGCCGCCCGCCGCCGCUGCCUACGAGUCCGGGCAGGGCUACUACGAGGAGGAGCCCGAGCUGGGAGAGGCGCAGGCUUAUGCAAACAAAGACCUGGAAGAACAGUUGCGAUCUGUAUCCAGUGUGGAUGAACUCAUGACAGUGCUUUACCCAGAAUACUGGAAAAUGUUCAAAUGUCAGUUGAGGAAAGGGGGCUGGCAACACAACAGGGAACACUCCAACUUCGACACAAGAACAGAUGAUUCAAUAAAAUUUGCUGCAGCACAUUAUAAUGCGGAGAUCUUGAAAAGUAUUGAUAAUGAAUGGAGAAAAACUCAAUGCAUGCCACGCGAGGUUUGUGUGGAUGUCGGGAAAGAGUUCGGAGCAACAACAAACACCUUCUUUAAACCACCAUGUGUAUCCAUCUACAGAUGUGGAGGUUGCUGCAAUAGUGAAGGACUGCAGUGCAUGAAUAUCAGCACAAGUUAUAUCAGCAAAACAUUGUUUGAGAUUACAGUGCCGCUGUCUCAUGGUCCUAAGCCUGUAACAGUCAGUUUUGCCAAUCAUACAUCCUGCCGAUGUAUGUCUAAGCUGGAUGUUUACAGACAAGUUCACUCAAUCAUUAGACGCUCCUUGCCAGCAACACAACCACAGUGUCAUGUGGCAAACAAGACUUGUCCAAAAAAUCAUAUCUGGAAUAAUCAUGUUUGCAGAUGUCUGGCGCAACAUGACUUCAGUUUCUCUUCCCACCUUGGAGAUGCUGACACUUCUGAAGGCUUCCAUAUCUGUGGACCAAACAAGGAGCUAGAUGAAGAAACAUGUCAGUGUGUCUGCAAAGGGGGUGUGCGGCCUUCAAGCUGUGGAUCUCACAAAGUAUUGGAUAGAACAUCAUGCCAAUGUAUGUGUAAAAAUAAACUUCUGCCUAGUUCCUGUGGGCCCUACAAAGAAUUUGAUGAAGACAAGUGCCAGUGUGUAUGUAAAAGAGCCUGCCCUAAACAUCAGCCACUAAAUCCUGCAAAAUGUGUCUGUGAAUGUAUAGAAACUCCAAACAGAUGCUUCUUGAAAGGAAAAAGAUUUCAUCACCAAACAUGCAGUUGCUACAGACCACCAUGUACAGUUCGAACGAAACGCUGUGACCCUGGAUUUUCUUAUAGUGAAGAAGUGUGCCGCUGCGUACCCACAUAUUGGAAAAGACCACUUACUAAUAAGUGAAGGAAGCACUAUUUGCUGCUUUGGUGCACUUUUUUCCAUUAAAACUGUGCUCACAUUUGGAACUAACUGUGUACCAGACACCCUGUGGGCCUUCAGAGACAGACACAUUGUGCUUUUCCCAAGAAAUAUGGAAAGCAAAUGUAGAAAAUAACUGGGGCUCAUGUUGCGUAAAGAACUCACUGAGGACUUGUUUUCUGCCAAUGACCAAACAGCCUAGGGUUUUCUUCUUGUGAUUUUUUUUUUAAAGAGAUAAUGACUAUAUAAUUUAUUUCCACUAAAAGCAUUGUGCAGCAUUCCUGUUUAUAGCAGUAACAAUUGUUAAAGCUCACUGUGAUCAAUAUUUUUAUAUCAUGCAAAGUAUGUUUAAAAUAAAAUUUUAAGUUGUAUUAUA
Alligator mississippiensis (American alligator) is the source of this 1826-nucleotide messenger RNA. RefSeq names its product vascular endothelial growth factor C (gene VEGFC). NCBI's taxonomy places the organism in Eukaryota, Metazoa, Chordata, Crocodylia, Alligatoridae. Gene Ontology annotation, biological process: positive regulation of protein phosphorylation; induction of positive chemotaxis; vascular endothelial growth factor receptor signaling pathway. Gene Ontology annotation, molecular function: chemoattractant activity; vascular endothelial growth factor receptor 3 binding; growth factor activity. The coding region runs from base 191 to 1435 and encodes 414 amino acids. The record is from RefSeq and is a predicted model, not a curated record. Gene Ontology annotation, cellular component: membrane. The transcript has 7 exons.